Messenger RNA from Gryllus bimaculatus (two-spotted cricket), 1786 nucleotides. The record is from the annotation of a GenBank genome assembly. NCBI's taxonomy places the organism in Eukaryota, Metazoa, Arthropoda, Insecta, Orthoptera, Gryllidae.
GCGUUUCUGUAUUACUGGACACGACCCAGAUCUUUAUCAUAGACCAACAUUGAGAGAUAAAACGAUUCCGUGAUUAACUUUCCAGGACUGUCACUCUGGCAUAAACAAAUCACACCAUAUCAGAUUUUCUCUUCCUUCUCCUCCUUCCUGCUUCCCCCCUUCCCCCUUCACCGACCACCCAGCUGCCACCCAAACCACCAUUGAAACAAAAGACUGACGUCGUGUGCGGAUUCUCCAGUAGUGUCCUAUGGUGGGGGUUGAGUGUCCUGGUUCAGCCCUCAAUCAGUAUUGUUUUCCGGAGUAUAUCGUGCGUUAAGGUAUUAAUUGUCAGAGUAUGGUAAUAAAUUGAAUACAAGUAAGCACAAUGCCGCUUUAUGAAGGAAUCGGGUUGGGAACUGAGAAGCAACCUGUCGUCAUAGACAUUGGUACAGCGUAUACAAAGCAUUUGUUGGUGAGUCCAAAAGAUAGAAGAGUUGUCAUAGUCGAAUCUCUGCUAUGUCCCAGUGUAUUUAGAGAUACUUUGGCAAAAGUACUAUUUCGACAUUUUGAGGUUUCAUCUGUGUUGUUUGUGCCCUCUCAUCUUGUGGCCCUAUGCACCCUGGGUGUGAGCACAGCUCUGGUGUUGGAUGUUGGGUACCAAGAAGCAGUCCUCAUCCCGGUCAAUCUGAGAAGAAGACUAGCAGGCCCAGAGGAGGAGGAGUUAUCACCUCACAGUAGGAUCUCUGAGUCAACCAUAGAAGACAUCAAAGUUCGAACUUGUUUUGUGACGAGUUUUGAAAGAGCUCAUAAAAUAACUGCUGGCCAGCCUGAUCCACCACCUCCCUCUGUGAGCUACCAGGCAGACGGAAGCAGCACAGUGGACGUGCCUGGCUCAGCAAGAGAAACAGCCUACGAAAUUCUUUUUGAACAAGAUGGCGACGAGAUGUCUGUGUCCACUAUGGUUCUUGAUGCCAUCCUCAAGUGUCCUGUGGACAUGAGAAAGGAUUUGGCUGAAAACAUCCUGCUCAUGGGGGGCACAACGAUGGCGACAGGCUUUAAAGCUCGCCUCAUGUCAGAGUUGAAGUACCUAGUUACAACACCAAAGUAUGCCAAGCAUCUUGCCAUAAAAGUAUUCAAAGUACACAAACCUCCAGCAAAGGAAAACUACGUUGCUUGGCUAGGAGGUUCAAUCUUUGGAGGCACAGAUGUCAUAGUGACCAGGUCACUGUCCAAAGAAGCCUACCUGAAGGAAAACAGGAUUCCCGACUGGGCUAAUCUGAUGUAUAACUGCCGUGAAGACGACAACAAAUCUGCCAACUUGUGAGAGCCGAUGCUUUCUUCACUGGCAGCUCUGUAAUGCACUAAUAACAUCCUUCUUGUCUAGAGUUCUCGACUUAUUUCUCUACUGCCUGUGCACAAAUAUAUCGGCUUAUGUAUUUAAUUGUAACUUGACCAAAGGUCAACAAAAUGUAUUUAAUUCUGUGAUAUAAAUAAAGAUAUUGUGAACAUUUUUAUUAUUUACUUCCUAAUCAAUAAAGAAUAUGUAUUGAUUCCUACAGUUGUUUUUAAAUGAGCCUCAAUUCACAUCACUUUUUAAUGUUCUUGGGCAGUUGACUAAAAGUCUAGAAAGCUGUUUCACAAAUUAACAUUUGUUAUUAUAAUAGAAAUUGAAAUACUUACUCGUACAAAAUCCCCUCACAAUUUUGAAUUGUUACUUUUUAAACACAAUUGGGAUGUGUAUAAUAUUCUUAUCAAAAGGCAAAAUAGAAAUAUAUUCAUAGUCAUUGUAUUUUUUAGAUUAAAAAAA